CAACACUGGUUGCAGUUGAAAAGUUCUAAAUUAGUAAGCUCUCGAAAAAUUAGUUAAAUUGUUAGUGAAACAAUUCUUAAAUCAAGUUUUAUUGUGCUCAAUCGAUUCCAUAAUCAUCUCGUCGCAGGAUCGACACGGGAGAACGGCUGAAAACAAACGCACCUGUGAGUAGCAAGUAGUUUCUUACAACAACAUCUCCCACUAGAAGCUAACAUUGCGAUCAGCCAUUUUUCGUCAGGCAUACAAUUAAUACAGUAUUUCAAAGAGAAGUGUACUUUGGACUCAGUUAGUGCCAACGAGUAAACAACGAAUUGACCUCGAUGGGAAGAAGGCCACGAUUGAGGGAUGUUUUGUCGAAGAUUGGAAUACUUCAGUGCCUGACUCCAUCUGGGAGAGAAUUAUCAAACUAUUAGUAGAAAAUUUCGUUACGAUAUAGCAUAGCUCUUUAGUCACUGAUGAUUACGGUAUUCAAGUCCUACUGACCUACAUAACGAUAUUAUCUUAUCUCAAGAAUUCGGGAGGAACCAGCAUUUAUUUUAUUAUAUCUUCGUUGUUAUUUUCUUCUUGUUGAACGGCUAAGCUCUUUAUCGCGUCUAUCGACGGCUUGUUUACAGAUAUUCCGAAUUUUACAUACAGCAAAGAGUGUUUAAUGAACGUAGUAACUUUGAAUAGAAAAGGAAAAUAUUCAACUGUAUAGCAUUGUAAGUACAAAGAAGGACAAUAAAUGGAGUCUAAAGACCUCGUCAGUAUGCUUGAUAGAUUCAAAGCAGAUUUAAAGCAAGAGCUUAAAGCCGAAUUUGAUGAGAAGGUGAGUGUCAUUACAGACAGGGUUGCAGAUGUUAUAAAGGAACAACUACUCAAUAUCAACGAAACACUUAAAGAGCAGAAGGAGAAGAUAAGUCGAUUGGAAAAAAAGGUCAGGGAGAGGAACAUAGUUAUACACGGGCUGAAGAAUGAUAAUACGAGCGAUCUAAAAAGUUUGGUUAUUGAACUAAUAAGAGGAAAACUCGAUGUAAGAAUUGAAAACUGGGAGGUGGACUUUGUCAGAAGAAUAGGAAAAAACGAAGAUAAUACAGCCAGACCAAUUGUUUUGGCGCUGACAACGCUGUCGAAAAAAACGGAAGUUUUGAAGAAUAGUAAGAAAUUGAAAGGAUCUAAUAUUUCUGUCUCUGAAGACUAUCCUGAGGACGUUCAACAAAUUAGGAAGAGCCUUAGAAACGAUCUAGUAACAGCCAGAAAAGAAGGUAAAUACGCCGUAAUCAAGUACGAUAAAUUAGUCGUGAUGGAAUAUAAGAAAGGAAAUAAAAAAAGAGAGUUAAGUGUUUCUCCAACGAGUGAGGAAAGCCAGGCAAAACAAAUGAGGGCAUCAGAUGAGAAACAGAAGGAAAGAAUACCCGAAAAGACAGGAAAGGAAAGUAGCAGUGUAGAGAAAAAGGGUCCUAUAGACAACUAUUUCCAGAUGAAAAGUAGGGAUAAGAACUUGGAUAGGAAUGAAUAGCGUUUAAUGGAAACUAGGCUGCCAACCAACAAAAACGGGAUGAUAUUAAAAGCAAGGAAUUCAAGAAAUAAAAUUUCCCCAGAAAGGUUGGUCACCGAGGGGAAUUGUGACCGUAACCCCCCAGGAUUAGUGAUAGGAACACUAAAUGUAAGAACUCUUCGUACGGAAGACAGACUGUGUGAAUUAGAAGAAGCAUUACAAGAAACAAAUAUAGACAUUCUUGGUUUAGCAGAGGUAAGGAGAAAUUCUGAAAAAAUUAUAUACAGAAAAAGCGAAUUCAUUUUCUACCACUUUGGCGAGACACAAGGACAAAAAGGAGUUGGAUUUUUAAUAAAGAAACAUUUAAAAGAAAAAAUAAUCGAACUCAAGGGUUUCUCAGAAAGAAUUGCAGUGUUGAGACUGAGAGUUGGAAUCUGUAAAACGUUGAAUAUUUAUCAAGUUUACGCCCCUACAGCUGAAUCAGAUGUGAUUGAACGAGAACUUUUCUACGAGACUCUUUCUACGAUCUUGUCUCAAGAUAAAAGCAAUAAUUGGAAAAACUCUACGAUAAUACUAGGAGAUUUCAAUGCACAAGUUGGAUUUCAGGAAGAAAACGAGGCGAAUGUCGUAGGUAAAUAUGGAUAUGGAAGGAGAAACGAGUCAGGCCAAAUGCUAGUUGAUUUCUGUUUUCAACAAGGGUUGAAGGUGAUUAAUUCAUUUUUCAAAAAAAGAAGAGGAAGAAAGUGGACAUGGAUCUCUCCGAAUCAGCAAACAAAAAGUGAAAUUGAUUAUGUUUUGACAGCGUAUAGAGGCCUCGUGGAACAGUUCGACGUCACCGGAGAAAUUAAAUUCUUCACAGACCACAGACUGAUAACUAUCAUACUGUCUAAAGAAUGGAAUUCAUUGAGACCGAGGCGUACAUGGAAUAAAAAUGUUGUUAAAAUGCUGGCACUUAAUGAAACAGAGACACAUGAAUUAGCGGCAAAUGUACGACAUAUAAUUGAAAAUGAAUCGCACCUGACACUGCAGGAAUCAUACAAUUUGAUGGAAUCUCUGGUUGUGAGUUCUUUCAAACAAUC
Nilaparvata lugens (brown planthopper) is the source of this 2556-nucleotide messenger RNA. RefSeq lists its product as uncharacterized. Bases 725 to 1498 code for a protein of 257 amino acids. The transcript is spliced from 2 exons. Lineage: Eukaryota; Metazoa; Arthropoda; Insecta; Hemiptera; Delphacidae. The record is from RefSeq and is a predicted model, not a curated record.